CAGUUAGCAUCGACAACGACUGAGGAACGGUUCGUAAGCCGGAACGCGCGUAAAUUCAUUCAGCAAAUAAAAAAGCGGAAAAUCCAAGUUGCAUUUAGCAUUCCACCUUCACCUGUAAUCUUCCACAAAACUAAACCAAAAUGAGCUGCGGAAUCUCCAUGGUUAAAUAUAUACUAUUUAUAUUCAAUUUGCUCUGUUCGAUAUGCGGCAUCUUGCUAAUCGUUUUUGGAGCUCUGCUGUUUAGCAAAGUCCACAACUUUGAAGAUUUCGCGGAUGCCUUGCGGACGCAGCAGGUGCCCGUCACGAUGAUUAUCCUGGGUGCCGUCAUCCUGCUGAUCUCCUGGUUCGGUUGCUGCGGCGCCAUUCGCGAGUCCUACUGCAUGUCCAUGACGUACUCGAUUCUGCUGUUCGUCCUAAUGAUUGGCCAACUGGCCUUGGUCAUCUACAUGUGGGUGCAGAAGGAUAAGUUCUUGGUACACAUGGGCGAUGCCGUGGAGAAGGCUUGGGAGAAUCGCACCCGUCGCUCCGACUACAUGGAUGCAAUCCAGAUCAGCAUGAAAUGCUGUGGCCGCCUUGGAUACACCGACUACUCCGGCCAGGGUAGAUUCCCCCCUUCUUGCUGCAAGGACACCAACAGGUGCACCCAGGAGACCAUGUACAAGAAGGGCUGCAAGGCCGCCUUUGUCGAAUUCUGGGAUACAUACAGCGAUGUCAUCAAGUAUGCUGGCCUGGUCAUUGCAGGCAUUGAAUUUGUCGGCUUUGUUUUUGCUUGUUGCCUGGCGAAUAACAUUCGGAACUAUCGGCGCCGUGCGGACUAUUAAUCAAUGGAAAAGAGAUCCUUUUUUACUAAUGUUAAUUGAAACCGAAAGUACGAAUUAUGUUGCCCAAUUUUGCGAAUAUACAUAUCACCUGAUACAGAUGGCCAUUGAAAUUUACAUAAUCUCAAGUUUAAGCAGAAAAUCCCAUGCCGUAUACGAAAUAAGAUCGUUAGUUAAAAAGUUAUAUUGAUUGUGCUUAUAUUUGUAACUGUACAAAAUAAUUUAUACUCCAAGAAAUUGCAAUAAAAUGAGAAAUUUAUUAAAUGUUUCACCGUA
This is a messenger RNA of Drosophila rhopaloa, 1094 nucleotides long. Its product is annotated as 23 kDa integral membrane protein. Lineage: Eukaryota; Metazoa; Arthropoda; Insecta; Diptera; Drosophilidae. The transcript has 6 exons. The coding region runs from base 141 to 821 and encodes 226 amino acids. The record is from RefSeq and is a predicted model, not a curated record. Gene Ontology annotation, cellular component: membrane.